This is a messenger RNA of Cinclus cinclus, 285 nucleotides long. Its product is annotated as growth-regulated alpha protein-like. NCBI's taxonomy places the organism in Eukaryota, Metazoa, Chordata, Aves, Passeriformes, Cinclidae. The coding region runs from base 1 to 285 and encodes 94 amino acids. Gene Ontology annotation, biological process: inflammatory response; cellular response to lipopolysaccharide; neutrophil chemotaxis. The transcript is spliced from 4 exons. Gene Ontology annotation, cellular component: extracellular region. Gene Ontology annotation, molecular function: CXCR chemokine receptor binding; chemokine activity. The record is from RefSeq and is a predicted model, not a curated record.
AUGAACCCGCACCUCCGCCUCCUCCUCCUCCUGGCCGCCGCCGCUCUAUGCCAGGGUGCGCCGCUGGCCGGGGAGCUGCGCUGCCGCUGCGUGAGAACCGUGUCCGAGGUGAUCCCGCCGCGGCGCCUGGCCCGCCUGGAGUUCCUCGCCGAGGGCCCGCACUGCGCCGUGCCCGAGGUCAUAGCCACGACGAAGCAGGGACAGAUGGUCUGCCUGAACCCCGGCGCACCCUGGGUCAAGCUCCUGGUCACCAGGAUCCUCCGCAGUUCACCCAACAAGCUCUGA